AUGGACGAGAUCGCAAAGGAGUACGAUGUCAUCGUUUUGGGCACCGGUUUAACCGAGUGUAUUCUCUCUGGUGUGCUGAGUGUUAAGGGCAAGAAGGUUCUACAUAUCGAUCGCAAUGAUCACUACGGAGGAGAGGCUGCAUCCGUAAACCUCGAGACGCUAUUCAAGAAGUAUGGUAAUUUCACGAAGGGCGAGGAACCAUGGAAAAAGUACGGUCGACCCAACGACUGGAAUAUCGACCUAGUUCCUAAGUUCCUCAUGUCGUCCGGCGAGCUGACCAACAUCCUCGUCUCUACCGACGUUACCCGCUACCUCGAGUUUAAGCAGGUCGCAGGCAGCUUCGUACAGCAAGGCGCUGGAGCAAAGGCUACCGUUGCCAAGGUCCCCUCAGAUGCCGCCGAGGCUCUACGCUCUCCCCUGAUGGGUAUCUUCGAGAAGCGACGGAUGAAGAGCUUCAUAGAAUGGGUCGGCACCUUUGAUCAGAAGGAUCCUGCUACACAUAAGGGCCUUGACAUAACCAAGUGCACAAUGAAGGAGGUUUACGACAAGUUCGGCCUUGAGACCUCUACUCGCGACUUCGUCGGUCACGCCAUGGCCCUUUACCUUAACGAUGAGUACAGUGAUGAAGCCGGCAAGGCCCCCGAGGCUAUCGAGCGUAUUAGGAUGUACGGUAACUCGGUAGCAAGGUAUGGCAAGUCGCCUUAUAUCUACCCACUGUACGGUCUCGGCGAGUUGCCCCAGGGCUUCGCGCGGUUAUCUGCUAUCUAUGGUGGUACAUAUAUGCUCAACACUUCGGUCAACGAAGUCGUGUAUGAAGGUGGCAGGGCGACAGGUAUCAAGGCUACCAUGACCGGCAUCGAGCCCGAGAUGAAGUUCGAGACCAAGGCCAAGCUAAUUCUCGGUGACCCUUCGUACUUCUCCGAGAAAGUCAAGGUUGUCGGCCACGUGUUGAAGGCUAUCUGCGUCUUGAAGCACCCCUUAGCUGGUACCAACGACUGCGACUCCUGCCAAUUGAUUAUCCCCCAGUCUCAGGUUGGCCGUAAGAACGACAUCUACAUUGCCUGUGUCUCGUCAGCACAUAACGUGUGCCCUAAGGGCUACUACAUCGCUAUCGUUUCCACGAUUGCCGAGACCUCUUCCAACCACCACCUCGAGCUGCAACCUGGUCUUGAGCGCCUCGGCCAGAUUGAGGAGCAAUUUUUGGGCCCUCCUAUCCCGCUCUAUGAGCCUCUCGAGGACGGUACCAAGGACAAUGUCUUUAUCUCUAAGAGCUACGACGCAACGUCGCACUUCGAGACGACCACGGACGACGUCAAGGACAUCUACGCGCGCGCCACCGGUGAGGAGCUCAAGGUAGAAGGCCUCAGGGACUUGCAGGUCACCGAGGAGUAG
This is a messenger RNA of Daldinia childiae, 1392 nucleotides long. RefSeq names its product Rab GDP-dissociation inhibitor. NCBI's taxonomy places the organism in Eukaryota, Fungi, Ascomycota, Sordariomycetes, Xylariales, Hypoxylaceae. Bases 1 to 1392 code for a protein of 463 amino acids. Gene Ontology annotation, biological process: vesicle-mediated transport; small GTPase-mediated signal transduction; protein transport. Gene Ontology annotation, cellular component: cytoplasm. The transcript has 8 exons. Gene Ontology annotation, molecular function: Rab GDP-dissociation inhibitor activity. The record is from RefSeq and is a predicted model, not a curated record.